GCCUCCUGAGCAUGCACUCUCGCAUUCUCUCUCAUUCAGACAGACACACACACACACACACACACACAGACACACACAAAUGCACACACACACACACUAUCCCAGCAGAUUUGGAUUGCGCCACGGGCUGUUAGUGUGCUCGCAGGAUGGGAAUACGUCUGUUGUGUGUGUGUGUGUCGUCGCUCCAUGGGGAGUAAUGUGAGCGUCGUAGCUGCCUGGGGGUCCUGGACAGAAAGAAUUUCACCUGCGGAAGAGACCUGUUGAUACUGACUGGACAACACCAUUUUGAAAGGGGGACGUAAAUCAAUUUUUUGUCAACUUUUUCUUUUUCUCACAUGCUGAGGAAAUACCCGCCUGCUUGAACUACAUGACUUUAUCUACAAUUAUCUGUGAUAUGGACCCAUGUUUGUCAUGCUAGAGACUACAUUGCGUGGGCACCCGCUAGUCAGGGACUCUCAGGAUUAAUGCCGGGGUUUUACAGGAGAUUGUGAGGGAUUGCCAUGUCGACGGCCCAGGCAGUGCACCCCAAUGGGGUGUAUAGCUACUUCCUCAACAUGGUGGCCUACCAGAUAUGUUGCUGCUGUGGCCCCGCUCCCUGCUCGUUAUGUUGCUCCUUUUGUCCACCUGUGAAAUCGUCCUUCAGCACUCGGGUGAUGUACACCCUGUUCCACAUCAUGGCCUGUGCUGUCUCGUGCCUGAUGUUGUCACGGACUGUGUCUGAAACCAUGAGGGAGAAUGUGCCUUUCUUUAAGAUGGUGUGUGACGAGGAGCAUGGUGGCGGAGACUGUGAGAUGCUGGUGGGCUACUCAGCAGUGUACCGGGUGUGUUUCGGCACCGCCUGCUUCCACCUGAUGCUGGCGAUCUUCCUCAUCGACGUCAAGUCCAGCCAGGACUUCCGUGCCCUCAUCCACAACGGAUUCUGGUUUUUGAAGUUCAUCAUGCUUUUAGGAAUGUGUGCCGCUGCCUUCUUUAUUCCUACAGAGUCCUUCUUGCAUGCCUGGCACUAUGUAGGUGUGGUGGGAGGGUUUGCCUUCAUACUUAUCCAGCUCAUCCUCAUCACAGCAUUUGCACACACCUGGAACAAAAACUGGCUAACGGGGGCAGCAGAGGACAAGCGCUGGUACGUGGCGGUGAUGUGCGCCACGCUCUUCUUCUACUCUGUCGCCACCACGGCCUUCACCUUCAUGUACAACUUCUACACGCAUCCUGCCGCUUGCCACCUCAACAAGGCUCUGCUCUGGACCAACCUGGCACUGUGCGGCUGCAUGAGCUUCAUUGCCCUCACGCCCUGCGUCCAGCAGAAGCGACCGCGCUCCGGACUACUGCAAGCAUCCAUCAUCAGCUGUUACGUGAUGUACCUCACCUUCUCUGCUCUGUCCAGCCGACCACCUGAGAAAGUGGAGUACCAGGGCAUGAACAUCACUGUGUGCUAUCCAAAAACAGGCCAGGGUGAGAUCCAGAAGGAGGGGAAUGCAGUGGCCAUCAUUGGAGCAGCCAUCAUGUACUGCUGUGUGCUGUUUGCAUGUAAUGAGGCGUCCUAUCUGGCUGAGGUGUUUGGCCCCUUCUGGAUGAUUAAGGUGUACCGCUACGAGUUCCAGAAAGCAACCUGCUGCUUCUGCUGUCCUGAGGAUGAGGAGCCAGAGGAAGAGUUUGUAAUAGAUGAGGAGAACAAGGGCUGCCAGAAGGUGAUCCACAACGAGAUGCACCGAGUGGCCUACAGUUACUUCUUCUUCCAUUUUGUCUUCUUCCUGGCCUCCCUCUACGUCAUGAUGACCCUCACCAACUGGUUCAGCUAUGAGACAGCGGUGCUGGAGACCACGUUCACCCAUGGCAGCUGGUCCACCUUCUGGGUGAAGAUGUCGUCAUGCUGGGCGUGUGUGAUCCUCUACCUCUGGCUCCUGCUGGGGCCACUGUGCCGCAGCCGAUCGGACCGCAAGCCCCGACCACGGCGCUCACGCAUCAAGAGACGCGCCGCCUCCCACCGCCUCGUCAGCGUGAUCGUGUGACCUCAGCCUGUUGCUGAGCAACGCUCAAAACAACACGGGCUUGCCCUGUCAGGAGUGGCCGAGAGUCCGACACAUGAACUUGGUGCGACAAGGACACCCCCUCCCUCUGGGACGGUCGCCAAACUAUACCCAUCUAUACCCGACAGGACUGAACAAAAAAAAACAAACAAGCGAUCAAAGAAAAACAAUCUGAAGAACAAACUUUUAAGACAUUCUGACCAAGUAGGCUGUGUUAUCUCUUUGAGGACAUGACUGGACUACGAAAGUGGGAAUGUGUUUUUAAAGAAUUGCCAAAAGGAUCAGCUGAAGGCGAGUGGGAGAUUUCCUUAUUUCUUCAAAGGAGACGCAAGUCGAGAGGAGGGCCUGGAGGAUUUCUAGUACUAAUUACACUUUAGGAUUGUUCUAGCACUGCGGUUAGCCGGAGAUGUAAGCUGAUUAGAAGGUGGAGGUAUUGAGUCUGAUCUUUAGUUGACUUUGCAGCUCAGUUCAUCUUUGAUAAGGGAUUAGCCGGGACAGGAGCCGUUCUCUAUGAUCCGUGGCCGAAGACGGACCCCCCAACAGCCAGAGCUCAGGGAACCUGUGGUUCUGUAGAAGACCUGUGGUUCUGUAGAAGCUCACCUAUUCACCACAGCAACCCACUCCAUCCAACCCCCAUCACCUUCUCUUCUAAACACCUCUCCACCCAACCCCCCACCCACACCCCUCACACCCGCCCCACAGCCACAGGGAAUGAGAAACGGCUUCUGUCCAGAUGAGAAAGGUGCCACAGGCAGGCAAGCAGGAACAGGGCACAAGCCUUCUCACUCUAAACACCAGCAGUAGAAGUAUGUACUGUAUCCAGACCUUUAAGGAAUUUGCCAUCUUGCAAUUUGAAUUUGCAAAUUCAUGCAAAUUGAAGAAUUUCAGACAUUUGCAACUUGAAUUUUUCUGUUAUUACGGCAUUAUUUCCGCAAAAAUGUGUGUGGAAUUUCUCUUUUCACAAUGCACAAUGCAAUUUUUUACUGUGUUUUAUGAGACUUUCCUCUGCACAUUUAGUUACCUUUGGCUGCAGCAAUCACAAUAAACUCUUGCAAGAUCCUUGUGGGACUAAUGUAUCGAUUAUACUGGCAGAAACCAAUGUCAUACAAUUUAGAGUUUGAAGUGUGCAGGACAGGAAGAUAUGAAGUAUAUGCCAUUAAGUUUCUGCUGGGGCAUCAAGGCUCAGUCCACGAUUCAGACAGGUUGUUGAUAUUUGAGCAGGUUCCCCCGCAUACACCUUCAAUGAUCCUGAAGUAGCAUGGCCAGUUGGCUGCAAUAGCGUGUGGCUCCAUGCUAGCUCCAUGCUAGCUACUUUGUUUCCCAUUAGAGGACUGCAUGUGAACACUGGGGGGUUUAUGAGAACACAGACAGACAGCUUGUAGACUGAGGAGAAACUUUAGCAAAACAAGUGUUGGAGUAGGAUCGUGGACUGCACCUGUCAGUUUUUAAUUCUGCGUGUUCCUGUUAGAGAACCCUGUUUUAGAACCGAGUAAAAUUCUCUGCUUUGAACCCAGUUGGUUCCAAAAUGUACCAAAGGGUGACAGAUGAAUUUAUUCCGUGUUGCUUUGCUUAUGAAGAACAUACAAAUCAUUUCAAACUGCUCAGGUGCAUUGGCAUAGGCUGACGUUUUAUUUUGUUGCUGUUUUGUCUAUCAUAGUUGGUUGUAAGGUGGAUUUUGCUAUUUGAUUAUUUAUAUGUAUGUAUUAACUACAUGUUCAUUGUAGCACAGUUCAUGUCAUUGUGAUGAAGGAUUUACAUGUUAUUUUUGUAAAUACAUUUCUAACAAAAUACACAA
Molecule: messenger RNA, 3819 nt
Organism: Alosa alosa (allis shad)
Lineage: Eukaryota; Metazoa; Chordata; Actinopteri; Clupeiformes; Clupeidae
Gene: serinc4
Product: serine incorporator 4
Exons: 12
Coding region: 501-2006 (501 amino acids)
Cellular component (GO): membrane
Source: RefSeq, a predicted model, not a curated record